GAUGCAGCAUGGAUGGGAAGUGUCCGUUUGAUACCAUCACCUUGGAGCAUGGCGUAUUUAUGCAGUCUCAGUAACUGAGCUGAGGGGAAAAAACAAGCCUCUCUCUAUUUCGCUUUCUCUCUUUGUCCACCAGAGGGCAACAAAGUCUAUACACCUUGAGUGACAGAAGGAAAGAAGAACGUCUUCCGUACUUUCACACUGACUUCCGGCAAUGCUAAUGUUAGCUUAGUGCUAGGCUAGGUUACGGUUACUCGUAAGUCUGACCGGUUUUCUAAUGACGGUCAAUGAAUUAAGGUUGAACGGUCGAGCCGUGUUCUAUUAAACGUCUCGUGGCCGUCUGGACAGAGGAGUGUCAAGAAUGUACGCCUCCGGGAAAUACAGUUCUCGGGGCCCAGCUCUUAUUCCUCGAAUGAAAACCAAGCACCGUAUAUACUACAUUACCCUAUUCUCUGUGGUGCUUCUUGGCUUAAUAGCAACAGGAAUGUUUCAGUUCUGGCCCCACUCUAUUGAGUCCACAGCAGAUUGGACCCUUGAUAAACGCAGUGUCCAUGAUGCCCCUCUCAUCCACCUGCCCGUCUCCAGUCCCAUUCCUGAGAGAGGUGACCUCAGCUGUCGUAUGCACACCUGUUUUGAUGUAUACAGAUGUGGUUACAAUCCUAAGAACAGAAUCAAGGUCUAUAUCUACCCUCUGCAGAGGUUUGUAGAUGAAUUGGGAGUUCCGAUCAGCAGCAUUGGACUGUCUCGAGAAUACAAUGACCUGCUCAGUGCCAUCUCCGACAGUGACUUUUACACAGAUGACGUCACCAGGGCUUGUCUUUUUAUCCCGUCUAUCGAUGUGCUGAAUCAGAACUCCCUGCGUAUCAGAGAGACCGCACAGGCUUUGGCAAUGUUACCAAGAUGGGACAAAGGGAUGAAUCACCUACUCUUCAACAUGUUACCUGGAGGCCCACCAGACUACAAUACUGCCUUAGACGUGCCCCGAGACAGAGCGCUUCUGGCUGGAGGUGGUUUUUCUACAUGGACCUACAGACAAGGCUAUGAUGUCAGCAUCCCAGUCUACAGCCCUCUUUCUGCAGAUGUUGAGCUGCCUGAGCGUCAGCCCGGGCCCAGACGCUACUUUAUUCUUUCUUCCCAGACUGCUAUUCACCGAGAGUACCGUGCUGAACUUGAGCGCUUAAAGGAAGAAAAUGGAGAAGCACUUCUUCUCCUGGACAAGUGUAGCAACCUGUCCCAGGGGGCUGCCUCUGCACGAAAACGGUGCUACAAGGGCCAGGUGUUUGAUUACCCACAAAUACUACAGGAUUCCUCAUUCUGUGUGGUUUUGCGUGGGGCUCGAUUGGGUCAGGCUGCCCUCAGUGAUGUCCUGCAGGCAGGCUGUGUCCCUGUCAUCCUUGCUGAUUCCUACAUUCUGCCAUUCUCUGAAGUCCUUGACUGGAAAAGAGCAUCUGUAGUUAUCCCAGAGGAGAAGCUCUCUGAGAUGUACACCAUUCUGAAGAGUAUUCCUCACAGACAGGUUGAAGAGAUGCAGAGACAGGCCCGCUGGUUCUGGGAGGCCUACUUCAGCUCCAUGAAGGCUAUUGGCCUGACAACACUCCAGAUCAUCAAUGACCGCAUCUACCCGUAUGCUGCACACACUUAUGAGCAAUGGAACAAUCCACCUGUGGUGAAGUGGUCCAGUGUGAACAGCCCUCUCUUUCUGCCACUAAUACCGCCGAGGGCUCCUGGGUUCACUGCAGUGGUUCUGACCUAUGAUCGUGUUGAAAGUCUUUUUCGGGUCAUCACAGAAAUCUCCAAGGUGCCCAGCUUAGCAAAGCUGCUUGUGGUGUGGAACAACCAGAACAAGAGUCCUCCUGAGGAGACCCUUUGGCCAAAGAUCGGCGUUCCUCUCAAAGUUGUACGAACCAAAGAGAACAAGCUGAGCAACCGCUUCUUCCCAUACGACGAGAUCGAAACAGAGGCUGUGCUAGCGAUCGAUGACGACAUUAUUAUGCUGACAUCUGAUGAACUGCAGUUUGGCUAUGAGGUGUGGAGGGAGUUCCCAGACAGGUUGGUGGGCUACCCAGGCCGGCUGCACCUCUGGGACCACGAGAUGGGGAAGUGGAAGUAUGAGUCUGAGUGGACCAACGAGGUCUCCAUGGUUUUAACAGGAGCUGCUUUCUACCACAAGUACUUCAACUACUUGUACACAUACAAGAUGCCGGGAGACAUCAAGAACUGGGUGGAUGCUCACAUGAACUGUGAAGAUAUUGCCAUGAACUUUCUUGUGGCUAAUAUCACAGGCAAAGCCCCUAUAAAGGUGACGCCCAGGAAAAAGUUCAAGUGCCCAGAGUGUACUGCCAUCGACGGGCUUUCCUUAGAUCAGACGCACAUGGUGGAGAGAUCUGAGUGCAUCAACAAGUUUGCAUCAGUUUUUGGUACCAUGCCCCUAAAGGUAGUGGAACACCGGGCAGACCCAGUGCUCUAUAAAGAUGACUUCCCAGAGAAGCUCAAAAGCUUCCCCAACAUCGGCAGCCUCUGACCAGCCAGUAACAGAUGGUUGGACCUCAUCACGGCCUCAGACCUUCAGGAUUUGCCACCAUCACCGUUGUCUUUUGUACUAGCACGUCAACAUUCAGACUAAAGUGAAACAGGUUUUAGUCAUUGCUCAGUUCAGAAGUGUCUCUCAUUUGAAUUUUUAAAUUGAAUAUAAAAGGCAGCGUUGUAGAGGAAAUUUGAUUAAUAUAUUGAAUGUCAAGACACUGAAAUGUGAGACACUCAAACUAAUCCACAGAGUAAUGUUACAUGAAUAUCUGUUGGAGGCUGACACUAAGUCUGAUGUUUAACAGGCCGACUGUUACUGCUGUGGAGCUGGAAGCUUUGGACCACAUAUACAGUGUAUAUAUUUGUUUUUUGCAGCAGUGCUGUGCAAUAGUCAUAAUUUAUAAUGUUCCAACAAGGAUUUAAUACUUUUUCAUUUAAAGGCUGACACGGACCAGAUUAUUAUAGCUGUACUAUAUAAAAGAGAAAUGACUACAGGUUUAUUGUAUAUGAUAUAUAAAUUAAAAAAAUUACAUUACAUAUCUAAGUAGGUUUUAUCUCAUGUCUCAAAACACAGCAUGGCUUUAAGAAGAGUUUCACACGUGCUCUUUUUCAUACACUUGUUGGACCAUUAGAACAAAUCAUAAAUUUAACAUUUAGCAGAAACUGCUAAUUAAAAACAGAGCUUUUAUUGAAUUGUAAUUUUAUACAGAUAUAGAAAUAUAUAUACACAAGGGAUCCACCAAGACAUUUGGAGUUGUUUCCAAGCAUUUCAAAAUGUGCAGGCUAAACACUAAACAAUUUCCUGAUCCAUUUGUUUCAAAAGAAAUGUAUAUGAAUUUUUCAUGCAGUUUUUUUUAAUGUUUGUAUGUUCUACCUGUUUGUGUGUUAAUGGUCUGCUCCUUUCAUCACUAGUUGUCUCUGCUGCAGUAUUUUGGCUGUUAAAGACAUUGCCUUGUAUUAUUUUUUUGUCUUUUUUUCAUUAUUACAAAAGGUUUUUUAGACUUGUUUCAUGUAUGUAUGUGUAAAUAUGAUUUUAAAAUAGAUGAUAAAGUAAAGACCCCACAUGUAUGUCUCACCCUUUAAA
This is a messenger RNA of Betta splendens (Siamese fighting fish), 3604 nucleotides long. It is a transcript of the gene ext2, whose product is annotated as exostosin glycosyltransferase 2. Gene Ontology annotation, molecular function: glycosyltransferase activity. NCBI's taxonomy places the organism in Eukaryota, Metazoa, Chordata, Actinopteri, Anabantiformes, Osphronemidae. The coding region runs from base 359 to 2518 and encodes 719 amino acids. The transcript has 15 exons. The record is from RefSeq and is a predicted model, not a curated record. Gene Ontology annotation, cellular component: membrane.